AUGCGGUGCCACGGGGCGGGGCGCGGGGGGCAGGCGCUGGUGAUGAUGGAGUACCUGGUGGCGCAUGGCACCGAGCGCGUCGUCAGAGACCUCCGCGACCGCUCUGCCUUCAUCCAGAGUCUCGCUGAUUUCCAGUACAUGGACAGCGCGGGCAAGGACCAGGGCCUCAACGUGCGCACCAAGGCGCAGGCGCUACUCGCCCUGCUGCGCGACUCCGCGCGCAUUGCUGAGCUCAGGGACCGUGCUGCUGCCACCCGCAACAGGUUCAAGGGCGCGUCAGCAGCAGGCACGGGGCGGGCGUCGAACCCAUAUGGCGACUACGAGCCUGAGAGGCAGUCCAGGGACUCGCACCCCACAGCCAGCUACGGCAGCAACAGCUACGCGGGCGACGGGCGGAGUGUGUACAGCACGGGGUCGGCGGAGAGGGUGCACGCCACUGACAGCGCGCACAGUGGCGAUGGCGAGAGGCCCAGCGGGUACACAGGCAAGCAGAGAUACGGGGAUGAGGAGGAGGUGGAGCACAGCAGCACGGGAGGGGGAGCGGCGAGGGCGAGUGGGCACGAGGGAGGGGGUGCGGCGGGCAGCAGGGUGGCGGGCAGCAGUGCUGGCGGGGAAGGUGUGGCAGGGGGGCAAGGGGGAGGCGGUGGGGGGACGCCACAGAGUGCGCCCAGGCCUGCUGCGGUGCCCAGCACUGCAGCAGCCAGCGCCAGUCCGUUUGAAGAGGAAGGCUUUUCGGCAAGCAGCGCCUACGGCCCAGGCCCAACACAGCCCUACACCUACCCACCCUCCGAUGCCCCUCUUCCUGCUGCUGCUGCUGCUGCUACUGCUGCGGCCCCUGCAGCAGCGGCGUCUGGUGGGGGGGGCGGGGGGGGCUUUGACGACGACGACUUUGACCCGCGCUCCGCAGCGCAGCAGCCAGCACAGCAGCAGUGGCAGCCCGCACCUGCUGCUGCAGUUGGAGGUACACACUCGACUCGCUUGCCCCGUUGGACUCACUUCCCUCAUCCCCAAUGCAUUCUGCAUUGCAUCCCAUCCAUCCCCAGUUGCUUUGCUGUUCACUCUGCUUCCUUUUUCUUCCUCUGCCUGCCACCCUACUCUUCCUUUUUCUUCCUCUGCCUGCCACCCUACUCGUCCUUUUUCUUCCUCUGCCUGCCACCCUACUCUUCCUUUUUCUUCCUCUGCCUGCCACCCUACUCUUCCUUUUUCUUCCUCUGCCUGCCACCCUACUCUUCCUUUUACUUCCUCUGCCUGCCACCCUACUCGUCCUUUUUCUUCCUCUGCCUGCCACCCUACUCUUCCUUUUUCUUCCUCUGCCUGCCACCCUACUCUUCCUUUUUCUUCCUCUGCCUGCCACCCUACUCUUUUUUUUCUUCCUCUGCCUGCCAACCUACUCGUCCUUUUUCUUCCUCUGCCUGCCACCCUACUCUUCCUUUUUCUUCCUCUGCUCUGCCUGCCACCCUACUCUUCCUUUUUCUUCCUCUGCCUGCCACCCUACUCUUCCUUUUUCUUCCUCUGCCUGCCACCCUACUCUUCCUUUUUCUUCCUCUGCCUGCCACCCUACUCUUCCUUUUUCUUCCUCUGCCUGCCACCCUACUCUUCCUUUUUCUUCCUCUGCCUGCCACCCUACUCUUCCUUUUUCUUCCUCUGCCUGCCACCCUACUCUUCCUUUUUCUUCCUCUGCCUGCCACCCUACUCUUCCUUUUUCUUCCUCUGCCUGCCACGCUACUCUUCCGCAUCGCUCCGCCAGCCUCACCAGGUACCUCUUUCGUUCCUCCUGAUCCCUUCCGCCCCUCAUCCUCCCUUGCCCUCAGAGCCACCUGCCUUUGGGGAUUCCAGCCCCCACAGCAGCAGCAGCAACAGCAGCAGGCAGCGGUGGCGGCAUCUGGUUACGCAGACCCCGCCCAGCCUGCUGCGCCCGUGCCAGCUGCACCAUAUGCCUUCUCUGCCUCAGACGCUGCUCCCACCUCCGCCACUGCUCCCCCCCAUAACACCGCCCAUCACCCCACUCCCCCUGCCUCCGUGCCUGCACCUGCUUCUGCUGCGCCCUCUGGUGCUGCCGGCAGUGAUAGCGGUGCAGCAGGAGCGGCAGCAAUGUGUGGAGAGGGCAAGGGCGGUGUGAGUGCGGGGGCAGGUGCGGGAGUGAAGAAGUCAAGUGUGUUCUCAGACGUGCUCAGUGCCGGCCUUGUGGACCUCAACAUCUCCAAAGAGCCGGAUGACCCGCUGAGCUCGGUGGGCGUGAUGCCCAAGUCGAAGCUCAGAUCGGCACGCGAGCGCAAGGAGGACGCCACCCGCCAGCAGCAGCAGCACGGGCAGGGGCAGGGCCAGCCGGGGGGUGUGCCCGCUGUCAUGGGCCGUGCCAUGGGUCCUGGUGCUGGUGCUGGUGCUGGUGCUGGUGCUGGUGCUGCUGGCAUGGUUAUGGGGGCAGGCAUGGGGGGCAUGGGAGGCAUGGGUGGUGGGAUGGUAAUGGGAGGAGGAAUGGGGGGGAUGGGAGGGAUGGGGGCUAUGGGUGGAAUGGGUGGUGGAAUGGGUGGGAUGGGAGGUGGUGCUGGUGGUUAUGGCAUGCAGGGUGGUGGGUACGGGGGAAUGGGGAUGGGCGGUGGAGGUAUGGGAGUGAUGGGUGGGGGCAUGGCAGCAAGUGUGGGUAUGGGAAUGGGAGGUGGUGGAUAUCCAAAUCCUCAAGGUGGCUAUCCGACAGGUGCUGGUAACUACCAGCAACCUGGUUACCAGCAAGGCAAUUAUGGUGCUGCAAAUUAUCAAGGCGGAGGUUAUGGUUAUUGA
Closterium sp. Naga37s-1 is the source of this 2778-nucleotide messenger RNA. Lineage: Eukaryota; Viridiplantae; Streptophyta; Zygnematophyceae; Desmidiales; Closteriaceae. The record is from the annotation of a GenBank genome assembly.